Messenger RNA from Penicillium verhagenii, 2589 nucleotides. RefSeq lists its product as uncharacterized. The transcript is spliced from 5 exons. The coding region runs from base 1 to 2589 and encodes 862 amino acids. NCBI's taxonomy places the organism in Eukaryota, Fungi, Ascomycota, Eurotiomycetes, Eurotiales, Aspergillaceae. The record is from RefSeq and is a predicted model, not a curated record.
AUGUUCAAGAAUACCACCUAUGUCAACUACCCGGGGAACAUCUUUCCAGCGAGCAAGCACACUGAAAGAGCCCUCAAAGAACACAACCUUGGCUCAGACCAGCAAACACACACCCAGGUCAAACCAGACACGGAUCUUCAAAAUCAACGAGACCCGAGCGGGGAUGAACAGGCGUCAUCACAUUCUUAUAGGACACACACUCAGAUUGAUAAUAUCAUUACCCACGACUCAAAACCCAUGUCUCGAAACGCAACACACGAUCACGACCACGAUUACAUACCUUUAGGGGAUGAAGUUGAUGACAGCACUCUUCCAACUGUGAAACAAACCCUAAACGGGGAAUACCAUGCGCUAGGUGGAGUUGCAAACGGCCAAGAUGACCUGCUUGCAAUGAAUGGGAGGCGCAAUAACUUUGAAGCCAUAUCGGAAGAUCUGGUCCAUGACGAGGCUGCACUGACUAUCAUACAUCCAUUACAUGUUAAUGAACAUGCCCGUGGUGGUUGCAGUGCCCACCAAGUGGCCCAGUCUGAUGAAACGCAGAGCCUCAUUGAGACAUUGACAGGUAAUAACGAUCAUACUCAUGCGUCUUUGACGAUGCUGGCCACCUUGCAAGACCAGGCCAAUGUACCGAUCGAAGGCCCGAUGGAGUUCUUGAGGAAGCAUCUCAAUCCAGACAGCCACAAGCUCGCGUAUGAAGUACAAAAGGCUCAAGGCGCUAUACAGACAGAGUAUUCUAAUGGCAGCAACGGUGAAGUCACGAGAGACAUUGGCUGGCAUAAAGCGAAAAUAGAGAUACCUGAUCCAUUGAUUGGUGGUUACACGAACGGAGAGCUUUUUGCCUUCAUCAGACGCUUCAACAAGGACGUUUUCGAUGUCAAAGCAGUGCCUAUAGACACUGCAAGUGGUCUUGACCUCAACGAUGCAUGGUCCCAAGAUCACGCCGGGGAUAAAGUGGCUUUACAACUACAACGAGUUUAUCUGUCCGUGGUUCUCGGCAUUGCAAGCCUUGCCAAACAAAUCUCGCGACUCCGAUCCUGGAAGGAGACUUGCCGUACAUCGAUAUUCUGUGGGAUAUACUUCGCUGCGUGGCUUUUUGAUCUGUUGAUGCCGCUUGUAUUUGGAACUUUGAUUCUCAUCGUGUCGUCGGUCCAAGCUCGCCAAGUACUCUUUCCGCCCGCACCGCGUGCUCUGGUGAACAUCAGGACGGGCGGGAUUCAGAAGCCGCAAGCGGGUAUGCUAGGGACCAUAGAUACACUUACUGGUGCUCCGGAAAAGCAACCACAUGAAGCUACUGAAGAAGAAGCAUCAAAUUUCGUCGAGAACGUCCGACAUAACAUUCAAAGAGCUGUUGGUAUGCACAACAAUCCACAACAGGACGGCGAUGGGGAUCCACUAGAAGGAAAGAUCCCCAAGCCUAUGAGCAAAGCCCUUGGAGCCGUGCAAUCUGUCGGUUCCGCACCAGGGCAUAUUACUGAGUGUACAGAUCAAACUCAACAGCCAAUGGAAGAGAUCAUAUGGGCGGGACUCAAUCCAGAAAGCAUUGCCAAAGUUCUUGACAUUGCACCCCACGUGAUAGGAGAGCUAGCUGAUGAUUGGGAGAGAUUUGCGAACGCAAUCUCGCCAAGACCGCCAUUUUCUCGUUUUGCUUUCCUCAGAAUUGUGGUCGUUCUUGCCUCUUUGUUUCUCGUCUCGCUUUCCGUCGAAUACUAUAUUAUUUACAAGGGUGUUGGGUUUAUCGCUGGGAUCGCCAUAUUUGGCGAUCCAAUGCUUGCGCGUGCAACAGCAUGGCUCAAACGACAUGUGCCGGACUAUAUGGAGCUUGCACAGCCGAAGAACAAUAUACUUCGAGGUGUCCCUACAAACACCCAGAUAGCAAUAACUCUUCUCCGCAUCGGCGAAGCACACAAAACUCCUCUUCCUCCUGUACUCACCUCCAAUCCCGACGACCCGGAUCAUCAAAACCUGAUUGACGCUGAGAACAUACCUGUCGGUGCUACCCGCCCCGAUGUCCUUGAUGCGACCAUGCCCUCGGUUGGGAAAGCCCACGGCGAAGGGAAUAAGGAAAAGCCAAAACACAGACAUCUUUCCAACUUCGUUCGUUUUUUCAAAGGCAAUGCCAAGUUCUUCGUCGAGGCGAAACUUGCUAUUGAUCACGUUCGGGCCGCAACUGGUUCGCAGAAAGCCAAAGACCACUUAGGUGUGUUACAUCAGACGAACAGCAUCAUCUAUACCGGGCCGAGCGAAUAUCAGUGUCGGUUCGAGGGCAAACAUGGCUGGGCAGUCAUCACAGAGUCUCCUAAACCGAGCGUGUUGUUUACGCGGGAUGACCCAAGAUUGAUGAGCUCUACAAAUCUGAAACCAGUAUUUGAAAUUGCCGUGGAGGAUAUAAAGCGAAUGAAGAGGGCAACAGCUUUUGCCAGCUCGGCAGUUGAGGCAGUGGUGGCGCUAUCGUCGGACCAGAAGUUGCUAGCAAGCUUAGAGAUUGAGGAUAAGGAAGAAAGAUCCUGGAGAAUGACAGUGAUGCCGGAGCGAGAUGAGUUGUUCAAUCGCUUAGUUGCGGCUGGUAGUCAAAGAUGGGAGAAUAUGUGA